Molecule: messenger RNA, 1586 nt
Organism: Hevea brasiliensis (rubber tree)
Lineage: Eukaryota; Viridiplantae; Streptophyta; Magnoliopsida; Malpighiales; Euphorbiaceae
Product: extensin-2
Exons: 2
Coding region: 78-1358 (426 amino acids)
Source: RefSeq, a predicted model, not a curated record
UUUUAAUAUCAACACCCGACAGAUCUUUGGAUCCCUAAGGCAUAGCAAUCCCAAGACUGUGGAACUUAGUUCAGAAAAUGUCGCGGAACAUGGCCAACUCCUACGUUUGGCCAUGCCUUGUAUAUGCCUUGGCAUUAAGCUUGAUGGCCAAUAUGGUAACUGCAGAUUACGAGCCUUAUUCUCCUUCACCACAACCUCCAUCACCGUCUCCUGCUCCUCCUUAUGCGUAUAAAUCCCCACCUCCACCAUCACCUUCACCACCUCCUCCAUAUGUCUACAAGUCUCCUCCACCUCCAUCACCGUCACCCCCUCCUCCUUACGCUUAUAAAUCCCCACCUCCACCAUCUCCUUCACCACCUCCCCCAUAUGUCUACAAGUCUCCACCACCUCCAUCACCAUCACACCCUCCUCCUUAUGCCUAUAAAUCCCCACCUCCACCAUCUCCUUCACCACCUCCUCCAUAUGUCUACAAGUCUCCUCCACCUCCAUCACCUUCACCACCUCCUCCAUAUGUCUACAAGUCUCCUCCACCUCCACCACCAUCACCAUCACCCCCUCCUCCUUACGUCUAUAAAUCCCCACCUCCACCACCUCCUCCAUAUGUCUACAAGUCUCCUCCACCUCCAUCACCAUCACCACCUCCUCCUUAUGUCUAUAAAUCCCCACCUCCACCCUCUCCUUCACCUCCACCUCCAUACUACUACAAGUCUCCUCCACCUCCAUCACCUUCUCCCCCUCCUCCUUAUCUCUAUAAAUCCCCACCUCCACCAUCUCCUUCACCUCCACCUCCAUACUACUACAAGUCCCCACCUUCACCAUCUCCAUCACCACCCCCACCUUACUAUUACAAGUCCCCACCUCCACCAUCACCAUCCCCACCUCCAUACUACUAUAAGUCUCCACCUCCACCAUCUCCCUCACCACCCCCGCCUUCCUAUUACAAGUCUCCACCUUCACCAUCACCAUCCCCUCCGCCCUACUAUAAGUCCCCACCUCCACCAUCACCAUCCCCUCCACCCACAUACUACUAUAAGUCCCCACCUCCACCUUCACCAUCACCACCGCCACCUUACUAUUACAAGUCACCACCACCACCAUCACCAUCUCCUCCACCUCCAUACUAUUACAUGUCCCCACCUCCGCCAUCUCCAUCACCACCACCACCUUAUUAUUAUAAGUCACCACCACCACUAUCACCAUCACCAUCCUCUCCACCACCUUACUAUUACAAGUCCCCUCCUCCACCAUCUCCUUCUCCUCCAUCUCCUUAUUACUACAAGUCUACACCACCUCCUUCUCCAUCCCCACCUCCUCCAGUAUAUCACUACUACUCUCCUCCACCACCUGUUGUUUACUAAGCAAAAGAAAGCUUAAUUUUAAUUCAUUUUACAAAUUAAUGAAGAGAAUAAUUGCCCGAUCAAGACGUACGUGGUCUGAUAAUUCUUGGGGUUCGCCUUCGUUCAUUUUAUCUCAUACAAUACAAAGAAGCUGCAUAGAGCAGAUACUCAGCUGUGUUUCCCAUAUAUAUAUUUUUUUCUUGUCACGAUCAUAUACAUGAAGAUGAAGUAUUGUUUUUGUUUUCGUUA